AUGGUCCGAAUAGCAAAAACCAUGCAGCCGAAACAUGCAGAAUCAUUGUCUUCAUGGGCAAGAAAUUUUCGUGAUCGCGCCUGUUGUGUUCAACUUUCCGAGUUAACAGAAUUCCUUUCCACUUUUCCUACUAGAUGGCCCUUUCCAAGGGGUGAUUUGUACCACUGGAUCACUCUUUUAAACCGGUUUGACAGUAUCCUGGAACAAUUUUGCAAGAUGUACAAAUUAGAUGAAGGGCCACAAACAACUGAUUUUGGAACAAUUCUUCUCGAAACUGAAGGGUUAAGCAUAAAAUAUACGAAAACUCAAGACGCGGACAGACUGUUGAUUGAAUCGAUAUUGCAUUUUUCAAGAGUUCUUCUACAAAAUUGUGGAAAUCGUAGCAUAUAUGCUAGCAGUGCUCACUUAAAUAGUCUACUCAAUACCACAUCGCUUUCUCUUCUCGAAUUUACUCUUUCGUUGGGCUCGGAACUAGCCAAAAGAUAUCAGGCUGCAACCAAAAGAUUAUCUAUACAGACACGACAUAUAAAUAGCCCACUAUUGCAAAGCCAUUAUAAUAUCUCGCUUGAAAGAGUAACGCAAAUGGCAACACCGUUCUCCAAAACUGUAAGCAGUCCUAUCGACUUAGUACCGCAAAACACUCCCGCAACUCCAGGAUUAAAGGGAAAAGAAAAAGCUUCAGCUACUCCAAAUACAUCUCAAAAAGGUACUUCAACAACAGUUUAUGCCAACGACCUCGUGUCAAUUGUGAAAGGUGGGCACGGAUUUUCAUGCAUUCCGAAAAACACCUGGCCUGAAAUUGAGAAAGGAGCAUCGUUAUCAUCAGAAACUUCCUGGAACGAAUGGGGAGACGUUAAAAUUAUAUUCUAUCCUAAACUAAAACCCGAAUGUGAAGUUUCCAAUAACAUUCCUCAAAACUCUAACUCAUCACUCUUACUUACAACUCCAUCUCCUGUUCGUCGCUUUUCAAACUUAGGCCCGCGUGGUCAACGGUCUAGUAAACAAGUUGGCGCAGAUUUACCAACGGGUGGCUCGUCUAGCACACAAGUCAAUCAAUCUAACGAUGAAGCUACACGUCAGAGCUUCAAGGUGAUAGAAAUCAAUUAUGCAAAGCUUAAAUCUACGGACAUCCAUACCAUAUUACGCGAAAACUUAAAUGGCCUUCCACCGGAUCUCCAGUACGAACUCUUGGCAAAACUUCGUACAGCACGAGCGCUAACUGGAUCUCUUGAAACACGCCGCCAAAUUCUAGCCAUUAGGCUAUUGGCAAUAACAAAUCUUGCCUAUAUUUACGUUGAGGGCCCAUUUCAAGAAUUAGUUUUGAAACAGGAUAAUGAAGAACCUCGACGGCUACAACUAGUAUCACAACUUGCUGAACUCACCCAUCCUUCAGUGGACGGUGAGGUGAUUGUACCAAGAACCCUUCAAGCCCUGGCAUUUUCUGCACUCGACGCACUUCAAGGGCAGCAGAGUAAGUUAUCAGAUGUAUGCGCUGCUCUUAACACAAAUGUAAACCAUGGUGUUUUGCUCUAUGUAAUCAGAAAAGCAGUUGCCGAAAUGGAUUCCAAUGAUAGUGGCGAUCAGAUAACUAUUGAUGAUGAGUGGCGAGAUUCUUUGCUUUCUUUACUCUCGGGUAUCUCUAUCACAGGUCGAACUGCGGCAGAGCUAGUUAGCGCUGGGCUGAUUCAGAUAUUGGUUGAUAUUCUAAACAAGAGAACGAAUAUUGCGGAGCGGUAUUAUCCUACUGUUCUUACCUUCCUGGAUACCAUCAUGUAUAAUACUAGAGAUGCAUUCCAAACUCUAGUUAACUCUGAUGGCCUCGAUGCAAUCUCGAGCCUUAUUGUUCAUGAAGUAAGGACUGCUGCUGAGAAUGCAAGCUCGGACUUGAAGACUCAAACUGAAUUCAGGUCGUCAAUUGUUGAUUACGAGAUUCCAUUUUAUCAGCAACAGACACUAAAAUGGCUCUUCAAAUUUAUCCAUCAUUUAAUGACUGCUACUGGUGGAUUUGGAGGUAACUUUGAUCGUUUGCUAAGGAAUCUUAUUGACUCGCCUCCACUGCUCGCAAGUCUUCGACAGAUAAUAGGAAAUGCCUGUUGUUUCGGCUCAGUGGUGUGGACAAAUGCUGUCACGAUAUUAAAUGAUUUUAUCAACAAUGAGCCAACUAGUUUCGCUGUCAUUGCCGAGGCAGGGCUAAGUCGUGGGCUUCUUGAAGCAGUGACAUGCAAGACAAUACUCAUGCCCGAGGAAACAAAAAUAGGCGAAAACCAAACUGAGAUGGCUAGUUCAGCUAUGGAUGGUAGUUCACCAGCAGCACCUAACGAUGAUGAUAGUGAUGAGGAGGCCCCUUGUGUUGAGCGUUUAUCCAUCAAUGUGCUCCAAGCUCCCCGUGGUGAACCAUUGGCGAAAGGAAUAUUGCCUACAUCGGAAACAAUCAAUAUCGUUCCUCAGGCCUUUAGUGCUAUUUGUCUCAACACCACUGGUAUGAAAAUGUUUCAAGCUUCCAAGGCUCUUGAAACAUUUUUCGAAAUUUUUGAAAGCCCGGAACAUGUCAAAUGUAUGGACAUUCAUAAAGAACUACCUGCAACAUUGGGAUCAUCAUUUGACGAGCUUGCUCGUCAUCAUCCAUCUUUGAGAACUUCUAUCGUGACAGCAAUUCUAAAUAUGGUUGCACGUGUAGAGUAUCUAUGCUCGUCAAAGUCUAAAAAUAAUAUAGCUGGAGCCAAGCUCUUGAUUUCUAAAGAGGAAGCAAAUCUCGAUACUGCAACUCAUCAAGGUCAGCCACCAUUUCUGCCAAUCACGGAGAGUCACCAGGGUAAUUCGUGUGGGGGUACGGAUGUAGAAAUGCGGGACGCAGAAGCUGAAUCAAAAAGGCCUUCAGCUUCAGAGAUACCAGGUGCAUCUGCUACAUCAGAAACGAGCAUGACCCCAUAUAUAUGUGCUACCUUCAAUUUUCUAUCCGCUAUUUUGGCAAAUAAUCCGAUAUGUGCAGAGUUUUGUAGCGCUGGUGGCAUUGAAUAUGUUGUCAAUCUAUCUCAGUCGACAAGUUUAGAGUAUGAUUUCUGGGACAGUGCACUCAGCCUAACCGUUCAUCAAGUUGUAUCAAUGCUCGCAGAAUCAAAGCCGUAUUUAACAAUUCCUUCCCUACUAAAGCGAGCAACAGACGCAACAGAAAAACUGCGUCCAUUCGCCUUACAUGACGAUCAAAGAUCAUUUUUCGCCCCAUUUGUAAAUUCUGAUGCUCGAGACUCAGCUGAUACAGAAUUUCUCUUGAAAGGUACUGAGUACGCCAAAGCUUUGGUCUCAAUACAUUCUUUACUCUCCACCAUUCCAACAUGCCUUCAGCCAUCUCAAUACAACCAUCGAAAUAGCCCCAACAUUUUCAAUCAAAUCAAUGUGGCGGAUUGUUACAAUAAACUUAUUCGAAGCCUUGGUCCUUUAUUGAGCUCAUCCCUAAGUGAAGAUAUUAAGCUCCGGAAAUUAGUACCUGACCAUUGGAAGGAUGCAAUGCGGCCUAAGGGCUCCUCUGGUGAAGCUAUAACAAAUAGUGUAAUGCCUAGCACAAACGUCCCAAGCGAACAUUUAAAUGAAGCAAACUCCUUUAUUACACAAAGCUCUCUAGAUACAAGUUCCUCCUCAAAACUAUUACCUGGAAAUGCCAAAGAAGAUAAUAAGGAUAUCAGUAGCGCGAGUGAGCACGAAAAAGAUGGUCCAGAGUUUAAAAAUUAUGUAACCCUUCGGUUCCUCCUUAAGAAACUUCCUCGAAUAAUAUCUCCAUUUUUCCAGACCUUGGGACGAGCAUUAUUGCCGAAACGUACAUUAGAUGUAUUCCAGAAGCAGUGUCACUUUUCCAUUGCCGAGACCUUGGCAGCCACCGUGCUAGAACAGUUGAAGAUUGGCAAAGAUCCUGUAUCAGCGGAUAUAUAUACAAAUUGGCUUGGUAUGAUUGCUGUUAUACAUGAGUUACUUAUGGAGUCAUCUCGUCAAAGUGAUCGUCCUGUUCAGACAAUCACUGUUGUUGUCCAGGCUUUUAAAAAUUGCAAGGGAUUUCAGAAGUUAAACCAAAUCUUAGAAGUAUUUGCCACCGAGAUAUGCAGGAAGAAAUCUUCAACAGAAGACUCAGAGAAUUCUCUACGUCUAGAACUUGCAACGUCAGGAAUCACAAGUAUUCUGAGCCUGUAUGGUCAUCUAGUUAACGGCAAAAAUUUCAUCGAGGCGACCCAAACAACCGCUUUGAUCUGUAGAGCUGAGAGGGACCGAAGGGGGCUGGAACAAUUUUCUGCUUCACAGUUCCUCGUUGAGAUGAGGGCGAUGGUACUACCCACAAUCCGGCACUUAUGGUCCUCUGAUAUGUUCGUCAAUGGAUCCAGUCAAAUUUCAGAAAAACUUAUCUGUGUGAUCCGUACAAUUGCAACUGCUGAUUCAGAAGCAAAUGCACUAAAAAGGUCCGAUAAGCCACCGACUCCCAUGAAGCCAGUCCACAGAACCUUCAAGGCCAACCAAGAAUUUCUAACAACUUUAUCCAGCAAAGGUUUUGAAGAAGUAUUGGGGAUUGAAGCACUUUACAGGUGUAACAAUAACAUAACUUCUGCUCUUGAAUAUUGCCGUGAUCUGAAAGAUACUGACGAUCUAAGGCGUCGUAACCCUAUCCCAGAGGAUGAUAUUGAAAUUCCUGUUCAGCCUCAAAUAAUAGAGGGAACCAGUGCAAAAAGUCCCGAAAAUUCAUCCGUCACGGUAGCUGACCAUCUAAUGGAGCAAGUUCCGGUCUCCAGCAACACGGAUAAUUUUAACCAAGUUGAAGCCACAUCCCAGCAAUACGAUUCUGAAAAUUUUGAUCAACUCUUGAACUCCCUCAUCCCAAUUACCGAGCAAGAAGCAGAGGACGAUACAGAAUCCCCGCACACUACCACACAUCAGGAGCCAUUAGUAGCUGAACAGAUUACUUCUAUAAUAACUAUAGAUGACUUAAACGAGGAACGUGCUAUUAUUAGCGAUAAUUUAAUCGACAGAAGCCUUGAUAUAAUAAAUGCUCAUGGUGAGGUUACAUUUGAAGUAGCUGAUCUUAUUAUGACUGUUGUCGGAAAAUCAAAUGAACCUUCCACGCAGCGCAAAGCUAUUGGCGAGACUUUGGUUGUUGCAUUAAUGUCUUUUGCAGGUGAAGAAGAUCUUGGUAAAUGUGGCAAAAAAAUAGCUGCAUACGCUCAUCUUCUAGCGCUACUUCUGCGGGACAAGGCAUUUUACUCUGCAGCAGUGGGGGAAUUAAAAGAAAACUUCGGCACACUUCUUUUAUUCAUCAAGCUAUCCCCUAAAAAUACGUUUGAAGAACCGUCACCAUGGAUCUCACAAGUACUCCUAAUCAUCGAGAUGUUACUUAGCGAGGAUGCUAAGCCACAAAAAACCAGUUGGACACCACCGAAGGAUGAAAAUUCAAUCAUGGAAAUUCCUGUAGCAGAAGUCAAAGAGAUUGCAUUUUCACAUGAGGAUCGAAUACAGCUCCUCGAGGCAAUCCUUGAAAUACUUCCUCGUAUUGGCAAAGAUGAACCCAUGGCUCUAUCGGUUUUGCGAGUCUUAGUUAUCCUCACACGGAGCCGGGAAAUGGCCCAGACCAUGGGUGAAAAAAAAAAUAUACAGCGUUUAUUCGUUAUGGCUAAACAGCUUGCCGGGGCUAGCUCUGCCCGGAUUCAGAGCCCUCUGAUGCUCAUAUUAAGACAUAUCAUCGAAGAUAAUGAGACAGUCAAGCAAAUUAUGAAGGUGGAGAUCAGAGCUUCUCUCGAACCUUCUCGCUCACAGCGGAACAUGGAUGAGAAGACCUAUCUCAGAGCUUUAGCACACACAGCAUUGCGAAACCCGGAAUUGUUUGUCCAGGUUACUAACGAGAUGGUUAAGUUUAAUCGCUGGCCCUACCCUACUUCAGAGCCGCCAAAUCGCCAUCAUACGUUAGUGUUAAAGGAAACCUCGACUGAAGCGCCCCAAAUACCUCCUAUCGAUACAGUUCUACCCACUGUUCAAGCAACCGAAGACUUAUCUAUACAGGACCUCAAGCCUUCUAUGGAAGCUGCUGAUAGCGAAAUGCCCGAUGUCAAUAAAUCUUCACACGAUCAAAAAUUGCCCAUCGUUGAGAAUCCAGACGGUGUAAUACAUUUCUUACUCUGCGAGUUGAUGAACUACAGAGAUGUAGAGGACAAAGAAAAUACUUUAAUUCCUGCGUCUUCCGUCGAGAAGGAAAAUUUAAUGGAUAAUGGAGACACCUCUAUGGGCGGUACUUCGAACCUUGCUUCAAUACCCUCGAGUAAAGAUCAGAAGUCAUUUAACGGUGCCACCAAACUAGAAUUUAAAGCAGAAGAGCACCCCAUAUAUAUCUACCGAUGUUUUAUUUUGCAGUGUCUUACGGAGUUACUGAGCUCUUAUAAUCGUACCAAGGUGGAAUUUAUCAAUUUUAAGCGUAGUGCUCCACCACAAGCAAUGACUCCUUCUAAACCGCGAUCAAGUGUCGUUAAUUAUUUGCUUUUUGACCUCAUUCCGAUAGGAACCUUGGACCAUGCUGACAGUACUUUUUUGCGAAAGAGAGUCGUUACUUCAUCAUGGGCUGACUCUGUCAUUACUGCUCUCUUGAGUAAGACUAGCGAACAGCCGAUUGACAAGUCCCGUGACCCCUAUGGCAGCGAAGUUGAGCCCGAUCUUCUCUUUGUUCGUCGCUUUGUACUGGAGAAUAUUCUGAAAGCCUUUAAGGAAGCAAGCUCAUCACAGGAACCUCUAGAUGCUAAGUAUUCCCGUAUGCUUGGGCUUGCUGACUUGAUGAGUCAUAUAAUGCAAGGAAAAGAGAAUAUAGUCACCUCCGAUCAGGCCGUUGCGUCCACGUCUCAGAAACAACUUCGACGCAUUAUGUUCGAGAAAGGAUACAUUUCGGCCCUCACAACAUCGAUUGCUGAAAUUGAUCUCAACUUUCCUGGCGCUAAACGUGCCGUAAAAUAUAUUCUCAGACCCUUGAAAACGUUGACCACUGCGGCUGUUAGUCUGAGUGAUCUCUCUCUUAUUUCGACGACUCCCGGACAAGGUGACGAAGAUGAAAUAGAAUCAGCCACUUCUAUGUCUGAGCAGGAAGACGAACGGGAAGAGACUCCUGACUUGUUCCGAAAUUCAACUUUGGGAAUGUUCGAACAUGGAAACGGAGAUUCAGAAUCUGAGUCUGAUGACGAUGAAGAUGAAGAAAUGGGUGUUCCUUAUGAUGAGUACGUUGAUGAAAUGGAUUAUGACGAUGGAGAUAUGGAUGAAGAUGAUGAAGACAACAUUAGUGAAGAGGAUGAAAUUGAGGGAAUCGGUCCAAUAGAGGGUCUAUCUGGCGAUCACGGAGUUGAAGUUGAAGUUAUUAUGGAUGAUCAUGACGACGAUGAUGACUCAAGCGCUAAUGAUGAUGAUGAUGAUGAUGAGCCGGACUCUGACGAUAUUGAUGAUGAAGAUGACGAUCAUCGUGUCGAAAUUAUUGAGGAGCUUGAAGACAUACAGCAACUUGACGACGACGAUGAGCUAGCAGGUGAAUGGGAAAGCGAUGGUCAGGAAGACGACGAAGAAGGGGAUGUUUACGGGGGUCAAUAUGACGACCAAGAACAACCUACAACAAUUGGGAUUGGAACGAUGGGCCAUCUAGUUCGAGCUCUCGGCGAUGAUCCGGCCACCAUAGAAAUACUCGGUCGUAUGGCUGAAGGUGAGGAACACGAUGAUGAACAUGCCGUUGAAUAUGGUGAUGGAGGCGAUGACGAUGAUGAUGAUGACGUCGAUGAAAAUGAAGACGGUAUAUACGAUAUUCAAUAUCCAAUGGAAAAUACAGGUGGAAAUGUUUCAUUCGGAUGGCCAAAUGAUAUUGAAGCAUCUAUGUCUGCUCGUCAUAGGCCUCGUGGCGGCUUUUCCCCAUUCCCUUCCUUUGCGGGUAAUGCACGUGAUACACUGGCAGUUCCCAAUAUAUCAUAUCGCUCACAUAGACCUGGUGGUCCCAUUCCACGAACAGCUGAUGACGGCGUCAAUCCUCUACUUCAAAGAAAUCGCUCAGAUAGCAGAUCAGUUACCGGCCGUACACCCCUGAUUGGAACACUAAUUCCAGCAAUCCGAGGAGCAUCAGGCAGUGAGGCACUGGAUAUUGGGUUUGCUAGUAGAGGAGGGCCUAUUGGUGACGGACAUGCUACUGCCCAGUUUUUGGAAGAUGUCAUUCGAACUUUACCUCUACCAGGACAUUUUGGCCGCAAUGGUCAGGCCCUCCAGUUUCACAUAACAACUUCUGGUCCAGGUGGGCUUCAACUUCCAUCCGAACUUGAAGCUUUCUUUGGUGGCCGUCACAGUCGUUUUGAAGAAAGAAGACCUGCACCCGAGCCUGGAAAUGCAACCAUUUUCUCACCACAGUCAACUGCUGCGAGAUGGUCUGAAGAAUCGAAAAUUUUAUUCGGCUGUUCUUGGAUAGAAAGGGCUGCUGAUUUAUCUGGCACUCUACUAUAUCUACUUGUACCGCCUGCAAUUGAAGCAGAUAAGGCAAUAGAGGCCGCUCGUCUUGAGAAAUCUAGAAAAGAAAAGCUGGAAGCUGAACGAAUAGCUGAAGAAGAGCGCAUGGCAGCGGAACUAAAGAAUGCCGAAAGGGCUGCUAGAGAAAAGAGAGAAGAAGAAGAGAGAGAAGUUGAGAGAACUGCAGCGCAAGUGCAUACGGCACGAGAUUUAGAGUCCGAAGCACAACCUGAAAUUCCGCAAACUGCUCCAGAUUCUAUGGAUGGCGUAGAGAUUGAAGCAUCUGAAAAUGUGAACCCUGCUACCGAUAUUCCAUCCGAGGAACGACCUAGAGUUACGACAGUGAUUCGGGGAACAACAUUCGACAUAACAGAUUUAGGUAUUGACGCAGAUUUUCUAGCUGAACUACCAGAAGAAAUACGAGAGGAAGUCAUUAUGUCUGCGGUAGCUGAGCGUCGAUCCCAAGCCGCCGCUACGGGUGCCCAGCCUUCAGAUAUCGACGAAGAAUUUUUAAACGCCUUGCCAGAUGAUAUAAGGGACGAGAUAAUUCAGCAAGAGCGACAAGAUAGACGUCGCCGUGAACGAGAAGAGCGUAAUCGUCAAGCUACUGCAGCGAAUGGAGGGACCGCCGUGGGAGAUAUGGACGCCGCUACGAUUCUAGCUACUCUGGAUCCAGCAUUCCGGAACCAAAUCCUUAUGGAACAAGAUGAUGCGACGCUUGCUCUCUUGCCACCUGAGCUAGCAAAUCAGGCUCGUGCCGCGCUCAGAGAUCAUUCUGGACAUAUGAGACUUCCUAACAACUCUGUUUUACGCCGUGCAGCCGCUGGCUUUCCACCUUAUAUUGUUGAGACCCCCGAACCGAAUACGCACAGACCAGCACGUCGACCUAUGGUUCAAAUGCUAGAUAAGCCUGGUAUUGCAACUCUCCUCCGACUGAUGUUCAUAUUUCAACAUGGUAGUCUUCGAAGUACUUUAAACGCUGUCCUGCAAAACGUGACGAUGAAUAGAAUGAAUCGUCAGGAGCUUCUCGGCUCCAUACUUCACAUUCUUCAGGAUGGAAGCAUCGAUAUGAUGGCAGUCGAACGUAGCUUUGCUCAACUCUCGUUAAGAGCCAAACAACCCAAAGAUGUUCAGCCGAAGUUAGUACAGCCGCUGAAGCGAACACAUACUGGUACCAAUUCAGUAACUCAAGCCAAUUUCGAGGCAUCUCCUCUUAUGGUCGUCUCGCAGUGUCUCUCUACGCUUGUUUUCCUGAGCCAAUUCAAUCAACACAUACCGGCUUUCUUCUUAAUUGAGCACGAUGUGGUUGGAGGUCUUAAGCGUUCCAUAAGCCGCAAAGGUAAAGGUAAAGAGAAUAAGGCAUCCAAGUAUGCAAUAAACUCGUUACUAGGUCUUCUUGAUCGAGAGCAAAUCAUGGAGAGCUCCUCUGUAAUGGAAUCGCUGUCCACUCUCCUAAAUAUGAUAACCUCACCCCUCCAGGUUCUCCAGCGUAAACAAAAAGAAGCUGGUGACUUGGUACCCGAGGCAACCCCAUCUCUAAAUGGUACUACCAGAUCUAUAAAUUCACCAGAAAUACUUGCAAAUAAUGACCAGGCUCCAACGGCUUCUAUCGAAGUGAGUAUUAACGAUACAGUAAAUACCAGUCAAGGCUCUAUCAUACAGGCUAAUGCCAAUCUUCCUCCGGGCGGGGAUGCUACUGUACCCGUUGAUGAACUUAAAUCUAAGUCUGAUCAUCAGAAAGAUGCGGAAAAGAAACAACGUCCCAUCACACCACCAGUUAUUCCAGAGUACAACCUCCAAUUAGUCAUCAAUAUCUUCGUCGCUCGUGAGUGCUCAUCAAAGACAUUUAGGGAGACUCUUUCCACAAUCAAAAAUCUUUCAGCGAUACCUGACGCAAAGACUGUCUUUGGACGCGAACUAAUAGCUAAAGCACAAUCUCUCGGUGAAAUUAUACUCAUUGACCUAGAAGAACUUCUUCCUAAAAUUGAAAAGGCCACUACUGGUACAGAAAUUCAGGGCGUUGCACUUGCAAAAUUUUCACCAGGCGGUUCUGACCAGAACAAACUUCUUCGGGUUCUAACAGCUUUAGAUCAUCUUUUUGAUCCAAAGAGAGAAAAGAGAGAUAAGACUGAUAAGACACAAACAGAGCAUGAAUCAUCCCAGCUAGUUGUAAAGCAAGAUCUGCUCGCAUCUCUUUAUGAGAACUCAACGUUUGGUAGAAUGUGGUAUAUGUUGAGUACCUGUUUGAAUGCUAUUCGGCAACGCGAACAUAUGCUUAAUAUUGCUACUAUCCUGCUUCCAUUGAUAGAGGCUUUAAUGGUUGUUUGUAAAAACACAACGCUCAAAGAUUCAAGCUCUUCUAAAACUCAACUAGUUAGAGAGCUGGUUUUGACUAGUCCUGCUCCUGAUUCCCGCAUGGAAAAUCUUUUUUUUACUUUCACCGAAGAACAUCGCAAAAUUUUGAAUGACCUCGUCCGCAAUACUCCAAAAUUGAUGUCUGGCACUUUUUCUCUUUUAGUGAAGAAUCCAAAGGUUCUCGAAUUCGAUAACAAGCGCAAUUAUUUCAAUAGGAGCAUUCAUGCAAAGGCUUCAAACGUCCGGGAAACAUUCCCUCCUCUACAACUCUCUGUACGACGUGACUUAGUAUUUCAUGACUCAUUCAAAUCGCUAUAUUUUCAAAGUGGUGAUCAAAUGAAAUAUGGCAAGCUUAGUAUUCGUUUUCACGGCGAGGAAGGUGUUGAUGCAGGUGGAGUCACUCGUGAAUGGUUCCAGGUUCUCUCCAGACAAAUGUUCGAUCCAGGAUAUGCUCUGUUUAUUCCAGUUUCUUCUGAUCGCACCACCUUCCAUCCCAACCAACUCAGCAGUGUUAAUGAGGAGCACCUCAUGUUUUUCAAGUUCAUCGGCCGUAUCAUUGGAAAGGCGCUUUACGAAGGUCGUGUUUUAGACUGUCAUUUCUCACGUGCCGUCUACAAGAGAAUCCUCGGAAAGUCUGUAUCUGUGAAAGAUAUGGAAUCUCUCGAUCCUGAUUACUACAAAUCCCUUGUUUGGAUGCUUGAGAAUGAUAUUACUGAUAUAAUCACUGAGACCUUCUCUGUUGAUAACGACAAGUUUGGUGUAAAUGAGACUAUAGAUUUCAUUCCAAACGGUCGUAAUAUCCCUGUAACUGAGGAAAAUAAGCAUGAAUAUGUUCGCCUGAUGGUUGAAUGGAAACUAACUGGCUCUGUAAAAGAACAAUUAGAUGAAUUUCUUAAAGGAUUCCAUGAUAUUAUUCCAGCAGAUCUCGUUGCCAUAUUCAAUGAGCAGGAACUCGAACUGUUGAUUUCAGGCUUACCUGAGAUUGAUGUCGAUGACUGGAAAGGAAAUACAGAGUAUCACAAUUAUUCAACCUCCUCUGCUCAGAUUCAGUGGUUCUGGCGUGCAGUCCGAUCAUUUGACAAAGAAGAGCGAGCCAAAUUGCUCCAAUUCGUCACCGGUACAAGUAAAGUCCCUCUUAAUGGCUUUAAAGAACUAGAGGGUAUGAACGGGUUCAGCAGAUUUAAUAUACAUCGCGACUAUGGAAAUAAAGAUAGACUUCCAAGCUCACAUACUUGCUUUAACCAACUUGAUAUACCUGAAUAUGAGAGCUAUGAGAUUCUUCGCCAACAACUCCUCACAGCUAUAACCGCUGGAAGCGAGUACUUUGGCUUCGCUUAA
This is a messenger RNA of Blumeria graminis f. sp. triticale, 12177 nucleotides long. The record is from the annotation of a GenBank genome assembly. NCBI's taxonomy places the organism in Eukaryota, Fungi, Ascomycota, Leotiomycetes, Helotiales, Erysiphaceae.